AUGAAAGAUCCUGAAGAUGGGGAUAAUGUAGAAAAAUACAGUGAUAACAACGAAGAACUGUCGGACGGAAAAGAACGAUGGUCUUGCCCAGCCUGUUGUAAACAGGGACGAGUUACCCGAAGCGGAUCCACAUGCGGUGCUCGUUCAGAAACCACUGCUCCUUUACAACCAGAUCAGUCUACCCCUACCGACACUCUCACCCUUAUACUUAACCAAUUAUCAACUAUGGCCAGUGACAUAAAGGAUAUUAAGAACUCUCAAUCUCAACUCAGAACUGAUGUUGCUUAUUGUAGAAACUUGCUACAGCAACAUUCGGACUCGAUCUCUCGGCAUGAUGACUUAAUAGCGGCCUGCGAAACCAACAUACAAAAUAUCCAGGUUACUCAAACAGAGCUGUCUUCUAACAUUGCUAAUAUUGAAUCGAGACUUGCAAGAUCUAUGGAGAUGAUGCACUCAGGCAACGGCGCUUCUUCUACCCCUAUUGCCCCAAGCUCCCAAGCUGAGACAAUGGAGUUAUUUAGACGUUCCCACAAUAUCAUUCUGAGGGGCAUAGCUGAAGGUAACGAUGACAUAAACAUAGUAUCAGAGAUAAUUAGGCAUAUUGAACCAUCUGCCGAAAAUCACCGACUCAGCAUCACUCGCCUUGGCAGAACAACUUCAAGCAAUCGUUUAAUUAGAGUUUUGUUUUCCUCACCUAUUAUCGUCAGCAAUAUUUUGCGGAAGAAAAACUCCAUCCUUAGCCACCCUACGCUUCGUCACGUAAAAAUCUCUGACGACAAAACCAGAGAUCAAAUGCAAGAACUACAACACCUUCGCGAAGAGCUUAGACGUCGUCAAACAACAGGCGAAAGUAAUAUUACUAUAAAAUACGUUCGUGGUAAACCUUCUAUAGUGCACACAGCUACCCAGGAGAUCACACCUUCAAAAAACUGA
Molecule: messenger RNA, 933 nt
Organism: Acanthoscelides obtectus
Lineage: Eukaryota; Metazoa; Arthropoda; Insecta; Coleoptera; Chrysomelidae
Source: the annotation of a GenBank genome assembly